AUGGACUACAUAUCCCACAGAGCCUCGCGAGCGCUGUUUCCGCGGCACUUGGAUAAUGCUUGCUCAAGUUCGCUUAACUGUUCACUCAGCCGAACACACGGGUUGAGCUUGAGGUUCGACGCUCGGGCAGCCUUAGCCCUAUGCCUGGCGCGCGCACACUGCCUUCCCGCCCCCCGUCGUCCACCACGAGGCAGCCCUAGGGCUGGGGGGCCGGGCAGCGCACAAGGGCAGCGCCGACACUGCGCAUGCUCGGCGCGUUGGCGCAGGUUCCCGCAGCUGAGGGGCAGCUCCGCAGCGGCGUCCGGGGUCUCCACUGGGGCGGACGCUCCGGUGCUCGCACAGUCUCCCGCCGCGGCUGGCAACGGGCGUCCCUCCACUCCCCGAGUCCCCGGCCGCCGCCGCCACCCCAGCGCGCCCCGAUCUGGCCCCCUGCCCCGCGAAGAUGGCUGCCGUACGCCGGGCCCGCAGUUACUGCCGCUGCCUGGUGCGCUUCUCCGACCGAGAACUCUGCUAAGCCCCGCUGCAGAGACAGGCAGGAGUAGACACCCGGACACCCAGCACCCCUCCUCGGGGGCAGUGCAGAGGGGGCGCGGAGAGCCGCCCUCGAGUGCUGCAGGCCGCCCCGCCAGCAUGGCAGAAGCUGAGGAAGAUUGUCAUUCUGAUACUGUCAGAGCAGAUGAUGAUGAUGAAGAAAAUGAAAGUCCUGCUGAAACAGAUCUGCAGGCAUGUUUCUUCAAUUACGUCUUUAAUUUUUAUUCUAUUGUUUCUCAUACAUAUGCAGAAAUUGGUCAUAAUUAUGGAAUGUUAAUUAAGAGGAAGACUUUGGGCUUACCUACAGAAUUUUUGGCUCGAGAACUCUUCCUAAAAGCAGUAGAAGAAGAACAAAAUGGAGCUCUCUAUGAAGCCAUCAAGUUUUAUCGUAGGGCUAUGCAACUUGUACCUGAUAUAGAGUUCAAGAUUACUUAUACCCGGUCUCCAGAUGUGCUGCCAAUGGAGGUCCUCAUGUACAUCUUCCGAUGGGUGGUGUCUAGUGACUUGGACCUCAGAUCAUUGGAGCAGUUGUCCCUGGUGUGCAGAGGAUUCUACAUCUGUGCCAGAGACCCUGAAAUAUGGCGUCUGGCCUGCUUGAAAGUUUGGGGCAGAAGCUGUAUUAAACUUGUUCCUUACACAUCCUGGAGAGAGAUGUUUUUAGAACGGCCUCGUGUCCGGUUUGAUGGAGUGUAUAUCAGUAAAACCACAUAUAUUCGUCAAGGAGAACAGUCUCUUGAUGGUUUCUAUAGAGCCUGGCACCAAGUGGAAUAUUACAGGUACAUAAGAUUCUUUCCUGAUGGCCAUGUGAUGAUGUUGACAACCCCUGAGGAGCCUCAGUCCAUUGUUCCUCGUUUAAGAACUAGGAAUACNNGGACUGAUGCAAUUCUACUAGGUCACUAUCGCUUGUCACAAGACACAGACAAUCAGACCAAAGUAUUUGCUGUAAUAACUAAGAAAAAAGAAGAAAAACCACUUGACUAUAAAUACAGAUAUUUUCGUCGUGUCCCUGUACAAGAAGCAGAUCAGAGUUUUCAUGUGGGGCUACAACUAUGUUCCAGU
Cebus imitator (Panamanian white-faced capuchin) is the source of this 1590-nucleotide messenger RNA. Its product is annotated as F-box only protein 9-like. Gene Ontology annotation, cellular component: SCF ubiquitin ligase complex. Gene Ontology annotation, molecular function: protein binding. The transcript has 12 exons. The annotation marks the transcript as partial. The record is from RefSeq and is a predicted model, not a curated record. NCBI's taxonomy places the organism in Eukaryota, Metazoa, Chordata, Mammalia, Primates, Cebidae. Gene Ontology annotation, biological process: SCF-dependent proteasomal ubiquitin-dependent protein catabolic process.